GUUAGAACUGGGUGCAUAACCUGGUACAAUACGACGGAUCAAAUGCGACGAGGGAAAGCCAAGCUGCAAGAAAUGCGUCUCCACCGGCAGGGUAUGCGAUGGCUACGAGACGAUGAUCCGCAUGGUCAACAUGGAUGGCGUAGGAGCGCGAGCGGGCUCCUCAUCACUCGCCAUUCGACCACUGUCCAUUCGACCACUGUCCACUAGCAUCGACGGCACAGAGGCCGAGCGGCGCUUCUUCUUCAACUGCAGGCGAGCCACCGAAGGCGGCGUGGCGCUACAUGUCUGCAACGUAUCGUCCUUCUGGACGCGGCUGGCGCCCCAGCUCAGCCACCACGACGAGGCGGUCAAGCAUGCCCUCGUGGCCCUCGGCGCCGCCCACCAGCUGUAUAGAGUCACGGUCCAUGAGCGGUCUAACCCGACGACGGGCAGGGGGACCUUCUUGGCCGACCGCCUAGACGUCUUUGUGAUCCAGCAGUACAACAAGGCCAUCGCCAUCCUAUGCCGGCGUCUCGCGGAGCGGCCAGGCGAGCGGAGCGGCGAGAGCACCACCCUGACGCUCGUGUGCUGCCUCGCCUUCAUCUGCCUCGAGAGCCUGCGUGCAAACUACCGUGCUGCCAUUACCCAUCUCCAGAAUGGCCUGCGCGUAAUCGAGUCGUCGGUCGACCUGAGGCGCCUGCGCACCCGCACUCGUUCUUCAGCCCCUGUGGCCAAGAGCGCGGACGUCUCGGACGCCGAUUUGCGGGACAUCGUGAUCCAGUUCCGCAACACGGAGGUCUGCAUCCACUGCUUCUCGGCCGACGUCCCGAUGACGCUGGGCAGUAGAUUCUACCGCCUCGCUCGAUCCAGCCGCGGAGAAACAACAGCGGCGACCCUCACAACCUCCAGCCUCCAGCAGUGCCACGAAGCGAGAAUUGAGCUCGCCAGCGACAUCAUGUCCCGCGACUGGGAACUGCGCCACCGCAAAGGCGACGCCCACUUCUGGUCCUCCCCCGAGCUGCAGUCCGAGCUCGCCACCCUCCGCCAGCGCGGCCUGGCCAUCUCUCGAUCAGUCGAGGCCUUUCUCGCGGGCCCCGACGCCCCGGCCCGCGGGACCUGGGACUACUACAGCUCCUGCAUGGACAUGCUCCACGUGACGAGCGUCCGCGCCGUGGUCGAGCUGAUGCCCUUCGCGCAGGACUCGCACGAGCCCAUCGCGCACGCUCCCCGGUUUCAGGACGAGUUCAUCACGCCCAUGGCCGAGUACGGCGCCGCCAUGCACGAGGUGUGCGCGGGCCGGCCGGGGGAUCCGCCGCCUGACUUCUCGCUCGAGACGGCCAUCAUUGGGCCCAUGUACUGGACGUACGUGUACAGCACGGUUCCUAGUGUUAGGGCGACGGUGCUGCGGAUCUUGAGGGAGACGAGGCAUAGGGAGGGGCCGUGGGAUGCGGCGACUACGUUGCAGCUGCUGGGGGCGGGGCUGGAGGAGGAGGAGUUGGGGGAGGAGGGAUCGCGAGCUCUGCGGAAAUGGGGAGGGGAGGCGGAUUGCUAUGAGCCAUUGUCCGGUCAGGGGAGGGUAGACUGAUUCUUUGUAGCGCACAGCAAAGAGGUAGGUAGACGCUUGGGUCUUCUACUUGAUGGAACGCGAGACGACCAUCAUAUAGCGCCGUCAUGAGUUGCCGUUCGUCCCUGGCCGAUGUCGUAUCGCUGGAGUCGUCACCUGUACUGGUUCGGGUGAACCAAGACGAAGAGAUGGUGGCCAUGAUAUCCUUAGCCUAAAGCGGAGGAGCCCUGUCAAGAACUGUGUUGCUGCGGAAGAGUCGACCCUCGAAUGUCGAUGGUAGGAGUAAUGGUCGAGUUGCGCAAUACACAAUAUAUAUACUGAAUUCUAUCCGGAACUUGGGUUCAA
Messenger RNA from Ilyonectria robusta, 1888 nucleotides. RefSeq lists its product as uncharacterized. Lineage: Eukaryota; Fungi; Ascomycota; Sordariomycetes; Hypocreales; Nectriaceae. The record is from RefSeq and is a predicted model, not a curated record. The transcript has 2 exons. The coding region runs from base 113 to 1564 and encodes 483 amino acids.